Messenger RNA from Trichosurus vulpecula (common brushtail), 1956 nucleotides. RefSeq names its product enolase-phosphatase 1 (gene ENOPH1). The coding region runs from base 526 to 1047 and encodes 173 amino acids. Lineage: Eukaryota; Metazoa; Chordata; Mammalia; Diprotodontia; Phalangeridae. Gene Ontology annotation, molecular function: acireductone synthase activity; magnesium ion binding. The transcript is spliced from 7 exons. The record is from RefSeq and is a predicted model, not a curated record.
GCCAAGAGCUCCCCGAGCGACUCCGCUGGGCUGCCCGGGCUUCUCCAGCAGCUGCCGCAGCCGCCGGGGCGGAGCCAUGGUGGUGCUCUCGGUGCCCCCCGAGGUGACCGUGAUCCUGCUGGAUAUCGAAGGUACCACUACCCCGAUUGCUUUCGUGAAGGCUUCGUGUUGCAGAGCCACACUUCAUCAUUAAAAUGUCAAGAUUCUCAGACUCCUUCGAGUGAGCUUGUAGCUGCCCCAACCUCUAGGGGCUGCUUGCUGUUUUGCUGGGCUGGACUGGCUAAUUCCUUGGCCCCUCUGGCACCUGGACCUUUGGUGGGGCCAGCUCCUCUAGCCCAGAAAAAGGACACGUUAUUUUCCUACGUUCGUGAGAAUGUCAAAGACUAUCUCCACACUCACUGGGGAGAGGAAGAGUGUCAACAGGACGUGAGUCUGCUGAGAAAACAGGCAGAAGAGGAUUCUCACUUGGAUGGAGUUGUGCUGAUUCCCCCCAGAUCUGAGCAUGGUGCUGAUGACACAGAGGAGAUGAUCCAGGCUGUGGUGGACAAUGUCUACUGGCAGAUGUCUCUGGACCGCAAGACACCAGCCCUGAAACAGCUCCAGGGCCACAUAUGGCGAGCUGCCUUUGCAGCUGGGACGGUGAAGGCCGAGUUCUUUGAGGAUGUGGUUCCUGCAAUCAGGAAGUGGAGACAAGCUGGUAUGAAGGUGUAUAUUUAUUCUUCAGGGAGCGUGGAGGCACAGAAGCUGCUCUUUGGCUAUUCGACAGAAGGAGAUAUCCUUGAGCUUUUUGAUGGCCAUUUUGAUACUAAGAUUGGACAUAAAAUAGAGAGUGAAAGUUAUAGGAGAAUUGCAACAAGCAUUGGCUGCUCCCCCAACAACAUCCUGUUUCUGACAGAUGUCACCAGAGAGGCCAACGCGGCAGAAGAGGCUGACGUCCACGUGGCGGUGGUGGUGAGGCCUGGCAACGCAGGGUUAACGGAUGAUGAAAAGGCCUAUUUCAACCUCAUCACUUCUUUCAGUGAACUCUUCUUGCCUUCGUCAACUUAGAGCAAGAGGUUUCCUUGUUUUUUGAAGAGAGAUCCAAACUAUGUCUCAGAAUUGUACCUCUGCUCUUGUUUUCUGGGUUUAUUCUACUGAUGAAAUUGCACAUCUAAAAAAAUUAUAUAUUCAGAUUGUCUUCCCCGGGGGUCCCUAAGGGAGAAGGGAAGGGGAAUUUUAAUUCAGUGAGAUGAAGGCCUAUUCUAAAAAUUAUGAAGAUAGGAGUUGUUGAGGCUGCAUCAUGAAAGUAUUUGCUCUCCUGUGGGGUGGCAGCUGCUAAACCCAAUGGGUAAAAUUACUGAAAAAAGGAAGAAAUAAUUGUCUGCCUGCUUUAGCGAAUUUGGAAAAGUCAUUCAAAAACCUCACUAUUCUAAAACCAUUCCUUGCAGACUUGCUGUGAUUUUAGAACGUAUCCAUAGCACCCUCUUUAUGGCAAUGGGGGCAAACACUUAAGGGACCAAAGUGUAGCUGGUCUCAAAUACAAGAAGGCCAAAAGUGUAUUGUUAGCCUCUAGUGAAGAAGAAGGAAACUAAGAAUGCAGAGCACUCCCAAGGCUUGACUAACCAAGUGUUAUGUUGUCAUUAGGAUAUAGCUUAUGAUUUCCGUGGCUCUGACAGGGGCUCUUAGUAACCUUACCUGUUAUCAAGGUGCAAAAUCAAAAUGUGGUUUUAACCUCUAGGUCUAAGAAAGCUUAGUGCAGCUUAUCGGUGUCCUCCUAGGCUUGAGUACUUGGCAUGUCAUCCCUAAGAUCCAGAAUACCUUGUAAAGGAAUCCUUUCCCUUGGAAUUGUUAGAGAAGAAAUAUAAAUUGUAGAAGUACUAUUUAUCCCCGUUCGGUUCUGAUAUGCGUGUUCGUGUGAUAUUUCAUGUUGUGAUUAAUAAAAGACAAUUUCCCCAUGUCAUUUAUUUAUGACCCUAA